Molecule: messenger RNA, 1967 nt
Organism: Mercurialis annua (annual mercury)
Lineage: Eukaryota; Viridiplantae; Streptophyta; Magnoliopsida; Malpighiales; Euphorbiaceae
Product: probable inorganic phosphate transporter 1-3
Exons: 2
Coding region: 118-1743 (541 amino acids)
Biological process (GO): phosphate ion transport; transmembrane transport
Cellular component (GO): membrane
Molecular function (GO): phosphate transmembrane transporter activity
Source: RefSeq, a predicted model, not a curated record
UAGUAGGCCGUACCACACUGUGUCACUACCAACCCAUCUCCCUUCAUCUCCAUCAUACUUCUCAUUCUGCCAACCAAUUGAAGAAUCUAAGGGGUUAAAAAGUUGGUGGAUCAAUCCAUGGCUAGAGAACAGCUCGGAGUGCUCACGGCACUGGAUGUCGCAAAGACUCAGUUGUACCAUUUCACGGCAAUCGUAAUUGCCGGAAUGGGCUUUUUCACCGACGCAUAUGAUCUUUUCUGCAUAUCUUUAGUGACCAAAUUGCUUGGUCGCAUAUAUUACACUGACUACACUAAGGAAAAACCAGGCAGCUUACCUCCGAAUGUAGCAGCCGCCGUCAACGGCGUGGCACUGUGCGGUACUUUAGCAGGGCAACUAUUCUUCGGUUGGCUCGGUGACAAAAUGGGUCGGAAGAAAGUGUACGGACUCACUCUAAUUCUCAUGGUGGUUUGCUCACUUGCUUCGGGACUUUCUUUCAGCGAUAAACCGGACGCUGUCAUCGCUACGCUUUGUUUCUUCCGGUUCUGGCUGGGAUUUGGUAUCGGCGGUGAUUAUCCUCUAUCUGCAACUAUCAUGUCUGAAUAUGCCAACAAGAAAACCCGCGGAGCUUUUAUUGCCGCAGUUUUUGCCAUGCAAGGAUUCGGUAUUUUGGGCGGCGGAAUUGUUGCUCUUAUCGUUUCAACGGCGUUUGAUCACCGAUUCCCUGCACCUUCAUAUGCAGUUGAUAGACACUUAUCACUUAUCCCUCAAGCUGACUAUAUUUGGCGCAUCAUCUUGAUGUUCGGUGCAAUUCCUGCUGCUGUAACUUUCUACUGGCGGAUGAAGAUGCCGGAAACUGCUCGUUACACCGCCUUAGUCGCCAAGAACGCGAAACAAGCCGCGGCUGAUAUGUCUAAGGUGCUAAAUUGUGAUCUUGAAGCAGAGGAAGAAAAAGUUAAUAAAAUGGUUACGGAGCCAGCCAAUUCAUUCGGUUUGUUUACUAAAGAAUUCGCCAAACGCCAUGGUUUUCACUUGGUGGGAACUACAACUACUUGGUUCUUACUGGAUAUUGCAUUUUACAGCCAAAAUCUAUUUCAGAAAGAUAUUUUCUCAGCAAUCAACUGGAUUCCUAAGGCUCAAGAAAUGAACGCUGUUCAUGAGGUUUUCAUGAUUUCUAGGGCUCAGACACUUAUUGCUCUCUGCAGUACCGUACCUGGAUACUGGUUUACAGUGUUCUUGAUUGAUUACAUGGGAAGAUUCGUAAUUCAAUUGAUGGGUUUCUUCUUCAUGACGGUCUUCAUGUUCGCGCUCGCUAUACCUUACCAUCAUUGGACUUUAAAGCCCAACAGAAUUGGUUUUGUUAUCAUCUACUCACUGACAUUUUUCUUUGCCAAUUUCGGACCUAAUGCGACUACAUUCGUUGUGCCAGCGGAAAUUUUUCCGGCUAGGUUACGAUCAACUUGUCACGGUAUAUCUGCAGCAGCAGGAAAAGCCGGCGCUAUAAUUGGUGCAUUUGGAUUCUUAUAUGCAGCACAAAGCCAAGACCCGAACAAGACUGACGCAGGUUAUCCUCCGGGCAUUGGUGUCAAGAAUUCUUUGAUUGCACUCGGCGUUAUUAACUUCCUCGGCAUGGUGUUUACUCUAUUGGUGCCGGAGUCAAAGGGUAAAUCGCUCGAAGAGUUGACCGGUGAGAAUGACGAAAAUGGAGAAGAAAUGAAGAAUACUGCUGCUGCUGCUGCUGAUUCUGCUAGGACUGUUCCUGUGUGAUUGUUCCUUUGCUAAUCCAAAACCUUUCGCCAGCAGGGUUCAUGAUCAAUUUAUUGUGGGUUUUUGCUUAUGUGCAUUUUAUGAUGUUGAUAUAUUGUUUUACUUGUGUUUGAAUUUUGUUUUCUUGUUUUAAAGAUCUUAUUUAUAUAAUAUGUAUUCUCUGUAUUUUCCAUUUGUUGCAAGGAUCAAUCCUAUAAAUUAAUUUGAAAUGAUUUCUUUUGGAA